This is a messenger RNA of Gregarina niphandrodes, 903 nucleotides long. RefSeq lists its product as hypothetical. NCBI's taxonomy places the organism in Eukaryota, Apicomplexa, Conoidasida, Eugregarinorida, Gregarinidae. Bases 1 to 903 code for a protein of 300 amino acids. The transcript has 5 exons. The record is from RefSeq and is a predicted model, not a curated record.
AUGCGGGUGGCGACGGAAGGGGUGAGGACGUUGCAUCGGUCGCAGUGGACUUGUAGCUGGGAUGAACGUUUGUGUUUAUCGAACGUGGAGGUAUAUUCUACUGAUUCGAAGGUUAAGAAUCUGGAGACUACGUUGCGAAUAAUAAAGUCUACAAAUCCAAACUGUAGUUACGGGGAGGUUCGUAUUGACAUAGGGAAAAUUAGUCAAUUGCCAAAUCAGAAGUUCCAGUCGACCGUAAAGUUGUCGCGCUGUCUAGAUCCGACGGCGUGUGCGGUGGUGCGUAUAGAACUGGUUUGCAUUGAUCAAGGCGUGAGCAAGCAGGACGAGGAGGUGGGCUUGAUGCAUAGGCGGAAAGUGCCAUCGGCUGCAGCUCCGCCGGAGCUGUCGCCGGUCACGCCGAGUUCGACGAGAAGUCCCCCAAUGGAGGAUUACAGACGACAGCUGAGUCAAGCGAAGGUUGCCGUCCAUGAUCUUCAAGCCGAGAAUGAUCGCUUGCGCGAUAAGCUCCAAGCGUUAAUGACCGAGAGGCACAGCCUAAAGGCGCAACUUGCGCGGCGACGGGAAGAUGACCAAGCCCGUUGUACACAAGUAGAUGAUUACAAUUACGAUUCAAUGAGUAAAGAAGACCUGAUAAGGAAGAUUCAACGGUUACAAUGUUCUAAGGGGUCGAAGGUAGAUAGGACAGCUGAACUGGAGGAAGAGUUGAUAAACACGAAAGUAAAAUUAGCUCAAGCGGAAACGGAGAAAGAAUGCGAGUUCGAAAAUUACAAGCACCAGUGUCAGGAACUGAAGGAAGCUUUGUUGGAGGCCAGUGCUGUGAUAGAGCGGUUGCAGGAGGAAGCUUCGAAGUGCUCGAAGAAGACAAGUGUUCAACGAGCCGCCUCUUUGUUGAAGUUUUCUUGA